Molecule: messenger RNA, 963 nt
Organism: Condylura cristata (star-nosed mole)
Lineage: Eukaryota; Metazoa; Chordata; Mammalia; Eulipotyphla; Talpidae
Product: olfactory receptor 52E4-like
Exons: 1
Coding region: 1-963 (320 amino acids)
Biological process (GO): G protein-coupled receptor signaling pathway
Cellular component (GO): membrane
Molecular function (GO): olfactory receptor activity; G protein-coupled receptor activity
Source: RefSeq, a predicted model, not a curated record
AUGCAUCCUCUCAAUACUUCUCAUCCCUCUCCUGUUACCUUCCUGUUGGUGGGAAUCCCAGGACUGGAGCACCUGCAUGUCUGGAUUGGGAUUCCCUUCUGCUCCAUGUAUGUGGUGGCUGUUGUUGGAAACGUGACUAUCCUAGCAGUGGUGAGAGCAGAGCGCAGCCUCCACAAGCCUAUGUUCCUGUUUCUGUGCAUGCUGUCCCUCACGGACCUGGUCCUCUCUACAUCCACGCUGCCCCGCAUGCUCUGUCUCUUCUGGUUUGGAGCACGCAACAUCACCUUUGAUGCCUGCCUGACCCAGAUGUUCUUCAUUCACAGCUUCACUGCUUUGGAAUCAGGUUUUUUCCUGGCCAUGGCCAUUGACCGUUAUGUGGCCAUUUGCUACCCACUGCGCCACACCGUCAUUCUCAAUAACACUCGCAUCUGCAUAAUGGGUAUUUUAGUGGUGAUCCGGGGUGUGGCCUUCUUUACUCCACAUCCCAUCCUACUCAAACAGCAGCCCUAUUGCAGAUCACGCAUGAUUGCCCACACCUACUGUGAGUUCAUGGCUGUAGUGAAGCUAGCAUGUAAGGACAUAGGAACCACCAAGCGCUACAGUCUCAGUAUGGCCUCCAUCAUUGGCUCGUGUGAUGCCAUUCUCAUUGCUGUGUCCUAUGCCUUCAUUCUCCGUUCAGUAUUCCGCCUGCCAUCCCGGGAGGCUAGUUUUAAGGCUUUAGGCACAUGUGGAUCUCAUGUUUGUGUUAUUCUUGUCUUCUACUCCACAGCUGGCUUUUCCAUUUUCACUCACCGUUUUGGGAAAAAUAUACCUGCACAUAUCCACAUCUUUAUUGCAAAUAUGUACCUAUUGGUGCCCCCUUUCCUCAAUCCCAUUGUGUAUGGAGUAAGAACCAAGAAAAUACGGGAAUAUGUUCUUAGAACACUAAUGGUCAAAGUGGCUUUAUUUAAGUUGAAUCACUAA